AUGCUGCCACGGGUAUAUCGACCUAGCAGGAUUCGGCGUGCCACUGACCUAGUUUUCAAAGGUGCAGUGCUCACCUGCGUCGGCAUUACUGUUGCCGGAACCUUGUUCACCGUUUCAGCCCUUGCGAAGUAUUACAUUUUCGACAAACCAGUGAACUCUCGCCAACGUCGGGAAUAUUUAGAGGCCAUUCUUAGGAAAGAAAAGCGCGAAAAGGAACUCGGUCUUCGGGACUGA
Molecule: messenger RNA, 234 nt
Organism: Dicrocoelium dendriticum
Lineage: Eukaryota; Metazoa; Platyhelminthes; Trematoda; Plagiorchiida; Dicrocoeliidae
Source: the annotation of a GenBank genome assembly